UUGUGCUAUCCCACCAGAAAGAGGAGCUUUGACAUUUUGGGUAGCGGGAUCAAUCCUGAGACAUUACAGGAGCUAAAAAGAGACACUCCCCGAGAAGUAAAAUAUGACUAAAAGCAAUGGAGAAGAGCCCAAGACUGGGGGCAGGAUGGAGAGAUUGCAGCAAGGAGUCCGGAAACGCACGCUCUUGGCUAAGAAGAAAGUGCAGAACAUCACAAAGGAGGAUGUUAAAAGUUACCUGUUUCGGAAUGCUUUUGUACUCCUUACUGUCACUGCUGUCAUUGUGGGUACAAUCCUUGGGUUUACUCUCCGACCCUAUAAAAUGAGCUACCGGGAAGUAAAGUACUUCGCCUUUCCUGGGGAGCUCCUGAUGAGGAUGUUACAGAUGCUGGUAUUACCUCUCAUCAUCUCCAGUCUUGUCACAGGAAUGGCGGCCCUAGAUAGUAAGGCAUCAGGGAAGAUGGGAAUGCGAGCUGUAGUCUAUUACAUGACUACAACCAUCAUUGCCGUGGUGAUUGGCAUAAUCAUUGUCAUCAUCAUCCACCCUGGGAAGGGCACAAAGGAAAACAUGCACAGAGAAGGCAAAAUUGUCCAAGUGACAGCGGCAGAUGCCUUUCUGGACUUGAUCAGGAACAUGUUCCCUCCAAAUCUGGUGGAAGCCUGCUUUAAACAGUUUAAAACCAACUAUGAGAAGAGGAGUUUUAAAGUGCCUGUCCAGCCUAACGACACACUCAUGGGCGCUGUGAUAAACAACGUGUCAGAGGCCUUGGAAACGCUCACUCGGAUCAGAGAGGAGCUGAUCCCAGUUCCGGGGUCUGUGAAUGGAGUCAACGCCCUGGGGCUCGUGGUCUUUUCCAUGUGCUUUGGUUUUGUGAUUGGAAACAUGAAGGAGCAGGGGCAGGCCCUGAGAGAAUUCUUUGACUCUCUUAAUGAAGCCAUCAUGAGGCUGGUAGCCGUGAUCAUGUGGUAUGCCCCUCUUGGUAUCCUCUUCCUGAUUGCAGGGAAAAUUGUGGAGAUGGAAGACAUGGGAGUGAUUGGGGGGCAGCUCGCCAUGUACACGGUGACAGUCAUUGUGGGCUUACUCAUUCACGCAGUCAUUGUUCUGCCUCUACUCUACUUCCUGGUGACUCGUAAAAACCCCUGGGUCUUUAUCGCAGGCUUACUCCAAGCCCUCAUCACAGCCCUGGGGACCUCUUCCAGCUCUGCCACCCUGCCCAUCACCUUCAAGUGCCUGGAGGAGAACAUUGGCGUCGACAAACGCGUCACCAGAUUUGUGCUUCCCGUGGGGGCCACCAUUAACAUGGAUGGUACUGCUCUCUAUGAGGCCUUGGCUGCCAUUUUCAUCGCUCAAGUGAACAACUUCGACCUGAACUUUGGACAGAUUAUUACAAUCAGCAUCACAGCCACAGCUGCCAGUAUUGGGGCUGCUGGGAUUCCUCAGGCGGGGCUGGUCACCAUGGUCAUCGUGCUGACAUCGGUGGGGCUGCCCACUGACGACAUCACACUCAUCAUUGCCGUGGACUGGUUCCUGGACCGCCUCCGUACCACCACCAACGUGCUGGGUGAUUCCCUUGGAGCUGGGAUUAUCGAACACUUAUCACGACACGAACUGAAGAACCAAGAUGUCGAAAUGGGUAAUUCGGUGAUUGAAGAGAAUGAAAUGAAGAAACCAUUUCAGCUGAUUGCGCAGGAAAAUGAAAAUGAGAAGCCUUUUGACAGUGAAACCAAGAUGUAAACUAACACAAAGAAA
Molecule: messenger RNA, 1747 nt
Organism: Chrysochloris asiatica (Cape golden mole)
Lineage: Eukaryota; Metazoa; Chordata; Mammalia; Afrosoricida; Chrysochloridae
Gene: SLC1A3
Product: solute carrier family 1 (glial high affinity glutamate transporter), member 3
Exons: 9
Coding region: 104-1732 (542 amino acids)
Biological process (GO): L-aspartate import across plasma membrane; D-aspartate import across plasma membrane; L-glutamate import across plasma membrane
Cellular component (GO): plasma membrane
Molecular function (GO): neutral L-amino acid transmembrane transporter activity; glutamate:sodium symporter activity; L-glutamate transmembrane transporter activity
Source: RefSeq, a predicted model, not a curated record